ACCAUGUCCAGCGGCCAGUCCCGCACGCCCGCAGCCAAGAGCUCCGCGUCCGCCGCCUCGUCGCCCGCGGCGACGCCCGACACGCCGACGCCGGCGCCGCGCCGCUCGUCGCGCAAGUCGGGCGCCAGCAGCACGCUGGCGAAGCGGCACGGCGCCGACGUGCUGGCGCCGCGCACGACGCACUACGAGUUCGGCGGGCCCGUCGGCGCGCUCGGCGUGACGCUCACCGUGCCCUUCUUCACGUAUGCCUUCUACUACUUCUGCAACCCGCUCGUGGGCUGCGCCGUGCUGCCCACGCACCCGGGCCUCCUGUUCAAGUCGAUGGGCAGCGGCAUCGUGCAGAGCCUCACCGACGGCACCGGCUGGGCCAUCUACUUUGGCUGGUACGCGUUCGCCGUCGCCUGCUGGGCGCUCAUCCCCGCGCGCUGGGAGCAGGGCGGCGAGCUGCGCACGGGCGAGAAGCUCGAGUACAAGAUCAACGCCUUCACUACGCUGCUCGCGUCCUUUGCCGUGACGGCGGGCAUCAUCGUCGCACGCGGCGCCGAGGGCUUCACCUUCUUCUACGACCACUGGCCCGCACUCAUCACGGCGUCGCUGGCCAACAGCCUGGCGCAGGCCUUCUACGUGUAUGCGCUCUCGUUCAAGGAGGGCCGCCUGCUGGCCAAGGGCGGCAACUCGGGCAACGCGCUGUUUGACUGGUUCAUUGGCCGCGAGCUCAACCCGCGCAUCGGCAUCUUCGACAUCAAGACGUUCAACGAGCUGCGCCCGGGCCUCAUCCUCUGGGCGCUGCUCGACAUCAGCUGCGCGUGCAAGCAGUACGUCGAGCUCGGGCGCAUCACCGACUCGAUGGUGCUCGUCGUGCUCUUCCACACGACGUACGUCGUCGAUGCACUCUACAACGAGUCGGCCAUCUUCACGCAGAUGGACAUCACCACCGACGGCUUCGGCUUCAUGCUCUCCGUCGGCGACCUCACGUGGGUGCCCUUUGUCUACUCGCUGCAGGCGCGCUACCUCGCCUUCGCGCCCAAGGACCUCGGCUACGCCGCCGCCGCCGCGAUCCUGGCGUUCAACUACUUUGGCUACUGGGCCUUCCGCUCGUCCAACGGCGAGAAGAACGACUUCCGCAACGGCCGCAACCCGAAGAACCUCAAGUUCAUGGAGACGGCGUCUGGCCGCAAGCUGCUCACGUCUGGCUGGUGGGGCAUGAGCCGCCACCCCAACUACAUGGCCGACCUCAUCAUGGCGCUGGCGUGGUCGCUGCCGUGCGGCUUCGACACGCCGAUUCCGUACACGUACGUCUGCUACUUCACCGUGCUGCUCGUGCACCGGCAGAUGCGCGACGACGAGGCGUGCCGCGAGAAGUACGGCAAGGACUGGGACAAGUACUGCAAGAUCGUGCCGUCCCGCAUCUUCCCGUACAUCUACUAAGCGCGCGCGCGUGCAUCAACUACCGAGCGCUGCUUCACUUAUCCUGUGCCGCUCCGCUAAUACGUCUCGCGGAAGGAGUGGCAUUGCAUGUGUUCACUCUGUGUCGGGCACGAGUGUGGAUGCGCGCGGCGUCUGCCAUGGCGUCGUGGCCGCGCUGCCGUCGCCGCGCCGGAACUGCGCCUCGAAGGCCUCGACCGAGCCG
Messenger RNA from Tilletiopsis washingtonensis, 1630 nucleotides. RefSeq names its product ERG4/ERG24 ergosterol biosynthesis protein. Gene Ontology annotation, biological process: ergosterol biosynthetic process. Gene Ontology annotation, cellular component: endoplasmic reticulum membrane. The record is from RefSeq and is a predicted model, not a curated record. Lineage: Eukaryota; Fungi; Basidiomycota; Exobasidiomycetes; Entylomatales. The transcript is spliced from 5 exons. Gene Ontology annotation, molecular function: Delta14-sterol reductase activity. Bases 4 to 1428 code for a protein of 474 amino acids.